AUGGACGCCCCCAUGCAAGACUUUUCUGAUCCGUUCGGCUCAGGCUACUAUCAGUUCAAGGGAUGGGUUAUAUACAUUGAAGAAGGAGGGACUCAUUACUUGGUUUGGGACGCGACAAGACCCAGCUCAAACUUAAAAGAACCCGAAAGAUUUGGAAAGCGGUUGCCUCUUCCGUUUAAAACUCAUGAUGUAGGCAACUUUGUGUCUCUAUCUUGUGUCAGAGAAGAGCAGCUUGCGGUAUUACAUCAAAGCAGCGUGAUUGAUCACACAUUGGAGAUUUGGGUCUCAAGUAAUAUUGAUCUGGGUGCAGUUUCGUGGAGCAAGUUCUUGAGAACCACCUCUUUCUGUCGGGUUGAUUUUCAAGCUGGUAGUUUCUUCAUUGACGAGGAGAAGAAAGUUGCUGUGGUUAUCGAUCUAGAUGAUGGUGGACAAGCACGGACUGAGACUCGUUACAACCAAAGAGCUAACAUAAUUGGAGAAGAUGAAUACUUCAAAUCUGUGAAUGUGGGAGAGGCUCUGAAUCAUGGAAAACGCAACAAAUUUGGAUUUGUGCUCCCGGUAUUCAGUUGCCCACUUGUGUGCCCUUAUGUUCCAAGCUCAGCGCAACUGCAAAUGCAAUAUGGUAAAUGUAUAGAAGGCGAUGAUUAA
This is a messenger RNA of Brassica oleracea var. oleracea, 648 nucleotides long. RefSeq names its product putative F-box protein At3g13624. The coding region runs from base 1 to 648 and encodes 215 amino acids. The transcript is spliced from 3 exons. Lineage: Eukaryota; Viridiplantae; Streptophyta; Magnoliopsida; Brassicales; Brassicaceae. The record is from RefSeq and is a predicted model, not a curated record.